CACCAGGGGGCAGUGCAGCCGGAAGUGAUGUAACUAACGGAUGGGGAAGUUAUGUUGGAAUUUGAGAGCGCCUUUGCUCAGUAGACAACGCUGAGGGGGGAGACUGCUGACUGCACACUCUAUCAAUAAGGCUCUUGACGAAAGUCACCUGAACCAAGAUGUCGUCAACAUCCCAAAAGCACAAAGAGUUCGUGGCCGAGCCGAUGGGUGAGAAGUCGGUAAAUGCUCUGGCGGGCAUCGGGGAGGUUCUCGGCAAGCGGCUGGAGGAGAAAGGUUUCGAUAAGGCAUACGUAGUACUUGGCCAGUUCCUGGUCCUGAAGAAGGAUGAAGAGCUCUUCCGUGAUUGGCUGAAAGACACAUGUGGCGCCAACUCCAAACAGCAAGGCGACUGCUACGGCUGCCUGCGGGAGUGGUGUGACUCCUUCCUGUAGACCACCUGCUCCGCCCUUUUCAGUUUUUUUCUUUUCUUUCUUUUUUUUUUAUACAUAUAUAAAUAUAAUUGACACAUGUUUUACCUCUUAAGUGCACAGGCCUCCCGUGCUAACAGCUUGUGAGUGAUGCUGGUGUGGUAGUCAUAGCGUUAACCCCUGACCUCCGUAGAGCAGCAAGUGAGCUACGUUAGUUUAGCACAACUGGGCAUGUGCGGCACCGAUCUACCGUAACGGCUAGUCUCGCUCCACAGCCGAUCUACCGUAACGGCUAGUCUCGCUCCACAGCCGAUCUACCGUAACGGCUAGUCUCGCUCCACAGCCGAUCUACCGUAACGGCUAGUCUCGCUCCACAGCCGAUCUACCGUAACGGCUAGUCUCGCUCCACAGCCGAUCUACCGUAACGGCUAGUCUCGCUCCACAGCCGAUCUACCGUAACGGCUAGUCUCGCUCCAAAGGCGAUCUACCGUAACGGCUAGUCUCGCUCCAGAUUGUAGCUGGGCUUCUGCGUGUAGCUGAUGACCUGUCAUGGAAGGGGGUUCUGCGUAGAACUAACAACGUGAUGGAGGGGAGGGGGUUCUAAAUAUUUUCCUUAGUUCUUUGGGCUUCAGUUUUGGGGUUCCAGUUCCAGCUACCAUGACUCUUAACACAAGGUGGGCGCGUUGGCGUGAGCAGCAUCUGUGGGCUACUGAUUGUCUUCACUGCUCGGUUAAAGUUUGCCUUAUUCGACUGUUAUUUAAUCUCCAGUGGAAACGUGUAUUGCAAACACAUACUGUUGGCUUAUCAUGCAGGCUACCUAAUCUUUGGUCCAGGUUUUAAGUGAAUUUGAAGGAUAUGUUUUUAAAUAUAUAGUCUCAUUGGGUGUAAAAUGGCAUUGUUUCUCUCACCUGUUCCAACCAUAACUGGCGGGCCCUUGGGUCGCUGUUCUGUGCGAUUGCGGCGCUGAGCUGAGCGUGCCCGUGGCGUGGCAGUAGAGCGGUGUCCUGCUGCUAGACAUGUUGGAGCGCGCCGAGCUGAAGCUACUGCCGUAGCCGUCCCCAUUGGCCAGAAUGUGAACACAGACAUGAUGCACAGAACGUUUCCAUGGUCACAUGCUUUCUCUUUCCACUUCACAAUUGUUGCGCAUCGAUGAUUUCGGCAUGUCAUAUUUGUCUGUAAGGUUUGUGCAUUUUUUUUAAAGAAUCGAUCGAUACAUGUUUGAAAAAACAAUAAAGUGUAAAAAUAGUAA
Molecule: messenger RNA, 1656 nt
Organism: Sardina pilchardus (European sardine)
Lineage: Eukaryota; Metazoa; Chordata; Actinopteri; Clupeiformes; Clupeidae
Gene: banf1
Product: BAF nuclear assembly factor 1
Exons: 3
Coding region: 159-431 (90 amino acids)
Molecular function (GO): DNA binding
Source: RefSeq, a predicted model, not a curated record